Beta vulgaris subsp. vulgaris (sugar beet) is the source of this 1475-nucleotide messenger RNA. Its product is annotated as NAC domain-containing protein 7. Gene Ontology annotation, molecular function: DNA binding. The transcript has 3 exons. The record is from RefSeq and is a predicted model, not a curated record. Lineage: Eukaryota; Viridiplantae; Streptophyta; Magnoliopsida; Caryophyllales; Amaranthaceae. Bases 1 to 1098 code for a protein of 365 amino acids. Gene Ontology annotation, biological process: regulation of DNA-templated transcription.
AUGGAUACAUUUGCGCAUGUUCCUCCGGGCUUCAGAUUCCAUCCAACUGAUGAAGAACUGGUAGAUUAUUACCUGCGCAAGAAAAUAGCUGCAAGAAAGAUUGAUCUUGAUGUCAUUAAAGAUGUUGAUCUUUACAAGAUUGAACCAUGGGAUCUUCAAGAAUUAUGCAAAAUAGGUAGUGAAGAACAACAUGAGUGGUAUUUCUUCAGCCACAAAGACAAGAAGUAUCCAACGGGAACUCGUACGAACCGAGCUACCAAAGCAGGAUUUUGGAAAGCUACUGGAAGAGACAAAGCCAUAUACUUGAAGCAUAGCUUGAUUGGUAUGAGAAAGACUUUGGUUUUCUAUAAAGGUCGAGCACCUAAUGGACAGAAGUCUGAUUGGAUUAUGCAUGAGUAUCGCCUUGAAACUAAUGAAACUGGAACCCCUCAGGAGGAAGGUUGGGUAGUAUGCAGGGUUUUUAAGAAGAGAAUGGCAACAGUACGCAAGUUAGAUGGUUCUCCAUGUUGGUACGAUGAUCAAGUUUCUUUCAUGCAUGAUAUGGACUCUCCAAGAAGAAUUCCUCAUCAUCCUAAUUACCAUGCACCUAAUAAUAAUUUUCACAACCACAAUAUGUACCCAUGCAAACAAGAGCUUGAAAUACCACCCUACAACAUGUCUCACCAUGACCAAUUCCUUCAAUUACCUCAAUUGGAAAGCCCUAAAAUGCCUCAAGCUAGUGUGCAAAAUUGUAGCUCAAUACAACCCUAUGGAUCAAGCAUGAAUAUGCAUUCGUCGUCGAUGCUUACUCAGGAUCAAAUUAUUCAUUCACAACCAUUGAAUUCAAUAUAUGGCAACAAUUUUGGAGGAGUUGUAGAUCAAGUUACAGAUUGGAGGGUACUUGAUAAGUUUGUUGCUUCUCAACUUAGCCAAGAUGAACAUGGCCCUCCUGGUCCGAGUAAGGAGUCAAAUUACUCGAAUGCGCCUAUUUUUCCUGAAUCUGAGCACAUGAACAUGGUGAUAAGCCCUAAUUCGAAUAAGCAAGAUAAUCUAGGGAUGUCAUCGGAUCAAUAUGCUUCAACAUCUACCUCGAGCUGUCAAAUUGAUAUGUGGAAGUAAACAAAGAUGUUUACUAUAUUACAUGCUAAUUAAUUACCUAAUUAAUCUGAUCUUAUACAUAUACAUACUGAUUAUAUAGGAAGUACAAUUACUACAAGAGGAAUCUUGGAUAAGUGCCUUGUACAUAAUAAAAAUAUACAUGGUUAUGCAAUAUUGUUAGUAAUUAAGGGUAUUGGACUUAAUUAUGAGAUCAACCCUUGUGGUUGUCCUCAAAUGUGGACUUAGAAUAUAUGAUGCCUAUUGUUAUUGGAUGAUAAUAGCAUCUAUCUAGGAGAUUGAAAGGUUUCCAAGUAUUAUUGGGAUUUCAGACUCAAAACGAAUAUUUGAUUGUACUUAUUUUUAUUGAACUUAACUUACAUUCGACGGAUUAUUCUGUU